Messenger RNA from Tribolium castaneum (red flour beetle), 1126 nucleotides. It is a transcript of the gene Sbds, whose product is annotated as SBDS ribosome maturation factor. Gene Ontology annotation, biological process: ribosome biogenesis; cytosolic ribosome assembly. The record is from RefSeq and is a predicted model, not a curated record. The coding region runs from base 291 to 1049 and encodes 252 amino acids. NCBI's taxonomy places the organism in Eukaryota, Metazoa, Arthropoda, Insecta, Coleoptera, Tenebrionidae. The transcript is spliced from 3 exons.
UCUCACAGUCGGGAAACUUCGCGGUUCUAAAUAUAAACAAUGACAAGGGUUGGAAAUAUUUGACUUACGAGACUCGUCGGCGAAUUGUUUGUGCUGGGGCUCCGCCGCACCGUCACUAGGGCCAUUCUGGACUUUUCACUCGUAACACCCACAUGAGUACGUUCGACCAAUCACAUCGCCCGAUUCAGAAAUUAACCAAUCGGCGACCAGAACCACUCAGAUGUUAGCCAGGCGUCCUCUACCGGCCAACUCACCCAACUUGCCAUUUAAACGUCAAAAGUCAAAAAAUAAUGUCGAAAAUAUUUACCCCCACGAACCAAAUCCGGCUAACAAACAUCGCCGUGGUCCGCAUGAAAAAGGGCGGAAAACGUUUCGAGAUCGCCUGCUACCGGAACAAAGUUGUGUCAUGGAGAAACCAAGUUGAAAAGGACAUUGAUGAGGUGUUGCAAUCCCACACCGUCUUCGCCAACGUUUCCAAAGGCCAAGUUGCGAAAAAAGAGGAUCUAGUCAAGGCGUUCAAUACCGAGGAUCAGACAGAAAUCUGCAAAGAAAUCCUCCUGAAGGGCGAACUGCAAGUCUCCGACAAAGAGCGGCAAAGCCAAAUCGACCAACUGUUCAAAGAUAUCGCAACGACGGUCGCCGAAAAAUGCAUAAACCCCGAACUGAAGCGCCCGUACCCCGUCACAAUCAUAGAAAAAGCCAUGAAAGAUGCACACUAUUCAGUCAAGCCCAACCAAUCGGCUAAACAGCAGGCGCUUCAGGUGAUUAAGCUGCUGAAGGAGCAAAUCCCGCUCGAACGAGCCAAGAUGCGGCUUAAGGUCAUAUCGAAGGGAAAAGUCGCCAAAAAAAUGAAGGACAAAAUCGGCAAGUUCGAGAGCGUGGAAGUGGAGAAAGAGGACCGCGAUGACGACCAACUAACGCUAAUUUUUUUGGUGGACCCUGGGCACUUCAAGGAAAUCGACACGAUGGUGCAAGCGGAAAUUAAGAACGGCUCCUACCUUGAGGUAUUAUCAUACAAAGAAAUGGCCUCAGGUCUUGAACAGUUGUAACAGUUUUGUUGAUAUUUUUUUAUUAAAACUUUGUAAACUUUCCUAUGUACAAAAUGUAAUAAAUUAUUGAGCUUGGA